UGGGAUUUUUUUUUCUCGUAUAUAAAUACGACAAACAUAUUUGAAAUAUUGGCUAUUCGAUCAAGUUCAAAACUAAACAGUGUGUAACAUUUAACAACAUUGAUAAUAGAAAAAAACAAAUCUAACCAAUAAUGAAGACAAAACAAUUGAUAUGUAUGCUGGUUAUCACCAGUUUAUUGGCCGGUAUAUUUCUAGCACCAGCAGCCGAUGCUGAUUUGAUGUUAUUAAAGGCAUUAAAGCUGAAAAAAUUGUUGCUACUUAAAUGGUUUUUACUCAAGGAUAAAUUGCCCGAUUUUGAAUUGGUUGUCAAAAAGAAACCGACCGUUUGUUUAGAUUGUUAUCAUUAUGUUAAUGAACCUAAACAUCAUUAUUAUCCACCACCUAGAUCAUAUCCAAGAUAUUGAUUGACUUAUCAAUAACUUAAUAAAUUCCUUAAAACAAAACAAAAACAAAAUCAUAAACGAACACAAAUACUCAUGGCCCAAAUAUGUUCACAUUGUCCAA
Molecule: messenger RNA, 504 nt
Organism: Dermatophagoides pteronyssinus (European house dust mite)
Lineage: Eukaryota; Metazoa; Arthropoda; Arachnida; Sarcoptiformes; Pyroglyphidae
Source: RefSeq, a predicted model, not a curated record